Gadus macrocephalus (Pacific cod) is the source of this 2174-nucleotide messenger RNA. RefSeq names its product glutamate decarboxylase 3 (gene gad3). NCBI's taxonomy places the organism in Eukaryota, Metazoa, Chordata, Actinopteri, Gadiformes, Gadidae. Gene Ontology annotation, biological process: carboxylic acid metabolic process. Gene Ontology annotation, cellular component: cytoplasm. The record is from RefSeq and is a predicted model, not a curated record. Gene Ontology annotation, molecular function: pyridoxal phosphate binding; carboxy-lyase activity. The coding region runs from base 445 to 2028 and encodes 527 amino acids. The transcript has 16 exons.
AUAAACAAUGUUCGUCGUUUGUGUUUUUAUCAUAAAACUGAAGCUUUCUUUGAGUUUCCUGUUGCUGUUUCCUUCACCCCAACUGUCGACCGCCUCCAGACACAAGAUUUUUCACAACGCAUAAUGAAGUGAAAGCAAAAAUAAAUCCAGUCCCACUACACACUAGCCUGACAGUCGUCACCGUUGACAGCAGUACUGCCCAAUAUGCAAGAAGGAGCACUGGAACAGAGAAAGUUACAAUGGUCAUGGUCAACCCUGAUACGAUAAUAGCACCCUGUUUAAUAUUAUCUACUCCAAAGACACGUGUCAACUCCCUGUCAUCUCUCUGGAUGCUGAAAAAGCCUUUGUUAGAGUUGAGUGGGAAUACCUUUUCACUGUUCUGAAAAACGGUGAACAUCAAAAAUACCAGGUGAGAUAAGGGUGGAGGAUAAAGAAGACAGGAUCAUGAGCGGCAGCAAUAAGCCAUCAUCCGGCCAGAAGGGAGGCCUGGAGCCACCAGGGGCGGGGGAGAACCCGCACACGGACCUCAGUCGAGUAUACAGCAAGGAUCUGUUGCCAACAGCGGGGGGAGAAAGCCUUACUUGCAAAUUCUUCCAGGAACUGGUCAAUAUCCUCAUGGAUUACAUCUUCAAGUCCAACGAGAGGAGCUCCAAGAUCCUUGACUUCCACCACCCCCACCAGCUGAAGGAAGGCUUGGAGGGGUUCAGCCUGGACCUGCCAGACCACCCAGAACCCCUGGAGCAGAUCCUGGUGGACUGUAGGGACACGCUCAAGUACGGCGUGAAAACCGGUCACCCUCGCUUCUUCAACCAGCUCUCCUCGGGUUUGGACCUGGUCGGCCUCGCAGGCCAGUGGCUGACCUCCACAGCCAACACCAACAUGUUUACAUACGAGGUGUCUCCAGUCUUCCUGCUCAUGGAGGAGGUUCUACUGAAGAAGAUGCAAAGCAUUGUGGGAUGGUGCGAGGAAGAGGGAGAUGGUAUCUUCUGCCCAGGCGGAGCGUUGUCUAACCUCUACAGCAUACUGGUGGCCAGGUAUGACUUCUACCCAGAAGUCAAGACCAAAGGGAUGUGCGCUCUCCCACGUUUGGCACUCUUCACCUCUGAGCAUAGCCACUACUCCGUCAGGAAGGCGGCGGCCGUGCUGGGGAUGGGCAGCGACAGCGUGCAGGUGGUGCCGUGUGAUGAAAGAGGGAAGAUGAUCUCGCGGGAGCUGGAGUCGUCCAUCGCGGAGGCCAAGGCCAAGGGUCUGGUUCCGUUCUACGUGAACGCCACGGCGGGGACCACCGUGUACGGGGCCUUCGACCCGCUGACGGCCAUCGCCGAUGUCUGCGACCGACACAAGCUGUGGCUUCAUGUGGACGCUGCGUGGGGUGGAGGCCUGCUGAUGUCCAGACGGCACCAGGGCAAGCUGCAAGGUAUUGAACGAGCUUCGUCUGUGACAUGGAACCCCCACAAGCUGAUGGGGGCCCCCCUGCAGUGCUCAGCCAUUCUGAUCAAGAAGAGGGGUCUGCUACAAGAGUGCAACCAGCUCUGUGCAGAGUAUCUGUUCCAGAGUGACAAACACUACGACAUUUCUUACGACACGGGAGACAAAACCAUCCAGUGUGGCCGUCAUGUGGAUGUCUUCAAGCUUUGGCUCAUGUGGAAGGCAAAGGGCUCCGAAGGGUUUGGGUCCCAGGUGAAUAAGUGCUUGGAGAACGCAGAGUACCUGUUUAAGCAACUCCAAAGGAGGGCUGACUUCAAACUGGUCUUUGAGAGCAAACCGGAGCACAGCAACGUGUGCUUCUGGUACCUCCCCCCGAGCCUCAGGGGGCUGCCCCCCGGGCCCGACACGAACCGCAGGCUGCAUGAGGUGGCCCCCCAGAUCAAAGCCAAGAUGAUGGAGGAAGGGACGACCUUAAUUGGCUACCAGCCCUUGGGCUCAAACGUCAACUUCUUCCGAUGCGUCUUCUCCAAUCCCGCCACCCAGCAUGAAGACGUAGACUUCCUGUUGGAGGAGAUUGCUCGGCUUGGUUCCAACCUAUGAACAUUGUUUUUCCCCAAAAUUUUUCAUUCCUUAAGUAGGCUUGUAAUCCCUCUAGUUUGUCUGAGAUUGAGCUGUCCAGAUGCUCAGAUCAGUUAUAAUAUAUAUCCGUCCUUGUGCCAACUGAUGGAAUUAAUGGAAAGCCAAGU